GCUUGCUAUUUAACGUCAUUCGAGUGUGUAUCUUUAGGUUCCUUCUGUUUUGAAACCCAAGCAAGCUUCGGGAAUUUGUUCUUGUGCCCUGAUUAAGUUUAAAUAGUGUUUCUAGUGAUAAACUCGGUAAUCCAACAAGAUGGAAAAAAGAAUCGCUCUGGAACUACGCGGAAGGAACCCGUCGCAGAUCAAAGAAUUAAACUUGGACAACUGUAGAAGCACAACUAUAGUGGGCCUCACAGAUGAAUAUAUAAAUUUGGAGAUUCUCAGUCUUAACAAUGCUGGUCUCACAACACUAAAGGGCUUCCCGACACUACCCAAACUGAGGAAACUUGAACUUUCUGAUAACAGAAUAUCUCAUGGGCUAAACUUUUUGAAUGGUUGCAAAAAACUUACACAUCUUAACCUUUCUGGGAACAAAAUUGCAAACCUAGAAACAUUGAAACCUCUAGAGGAGUUUGAGAACUUAAAGAAUCUUGAUCUAUUUAACAAUGAGGUGACCAAUAUUGAAGACUACAGGAACAGAGUGUUUGCUUUGCAUCCAUCCCUGAAAUACUUAGAUGGAUUUGACAAAGAAGACGGAGAGGCCGAGGAUAGCAGUGGAGAGGAAGAAGAUGAAAUGAAUGGCAACAAUGACAGCGAAGAAGAAGAUUCAGAUGUUGAUGAUGAAGAAGAUGAUGAUCUAUCACUAAGUGCUGUCUACAAUACUAAAUUAGAGGAAGAGAGUUCAGAGGGCUCCCUGUACGAAGGUAGUGCAGAGGAAGAGGAGGUGGAAGAAGAAGAUGACGAAGAUGGGGAUGGAGAUAAUGAUGCAGACAAACCAAACUCCAAAGCACAUGCCGGAAAAGAGAACUCUCACGGUGAGCCCGAGGAAAGCACUCGGGGCAAGAAACGAAAACACGAAGACGAAGACGAGAAUUGAUCGUGGUUGCCUUACGCGGAGUCAUCUUACUAGUUCGUAAGUGUACAGAGCUCCGAGACAUCGGACAAUAAACCUUGACGCUAUCCGACCGCGGAUGAUAAGAUUGCCCUUAUGUAUUUCCCCUUACCUUCAUCCCAUAAAGUACAAGAAAUUUUGUAAUAUCCCUCAUUAUGUUUAAUUUAUGGCACUAUUAUAUAAAGUUUACGAUAAAAUUAUGUUAUUAGUUUUAUUUUUCGAAUGCACAAAUGCGCCCAUAUUUAAUGCGUUCAGGUGCUUUUGAAUGCUGUUUUUAUAUAAAUCGUAACUCGUUGCCAUUUAAUUUGUAGAUUAGAUAUCAGAUUUUGUGGCAAGUUUUGUUUGCACAAAUAACUGACUGUUUUCACAUAACUUACUAUAUGUUAAUGCACACAGACAUGACACUCAUCUCGCUAAACUACAUAUUUUACUCAUGUUGUUACAGAAAAUAUAACACGAGAAAUAAACUGCUUAUUCAAAGCCCUGAACCUAUUAUCUCCUUUACGAGAAUGCAUUAAACUGGCAUGUUCAAGUAUUCAAGAGUCUCUCAAAUAUUACAGUAAACUUAUGGUGAGCUUUUAUUUAUGCUACUGAGGCAGCAAAAUUUUGAUUGACUUUGGUCUAUUUGAACCAUAUGUAUCAUGUUACUGUAAUUUCGUAGGUAAGUUGGAAUAUCACUAAUAAAGUAUAAGGCACACUUGUAUUAAUAAAUGCGAGAUUACGAUCGUGUUAUUCUUUAUAAUCUCAUUAAUAUAUUGACCGUGUUUGGGUUAAUAAGUUCGCCGGGUACAGAGUGUUGUCAUUUGUGAGAUAGGUCAUUCCAAAGCGCUCACCUUGUGUUGUUACCGAAGUUUCUAUGUGCCAGUUUGUGGGAAUAUUUUAUCACCAUUUUAGGGCUGUUGUACCUUUUAGUGUUUGUUGUCCGACAAG
Pieris rapae (cabbage white) is the source of this 1867-nucleotide messenger RNA. RefSeq names its product acidic leucine-rich nuclear phosphoprotein 32 family member A (gene Mapmodulin). The record is from RefSeq and is a predicted model, not a curated record. Gene Ontology annotation, molecular function: histone binding. Gene Ontology annotation, cellular component: nucleus. NCBI's taxonomy places the organism in Eukaryota, Metazoa, Arthropoda, Insecta, Lepidoptera, Pieridae. Bases 140 to 922 code for a protein of 260 amino acids. The transcript is spliced from 6 exons.